This is a messenger RNA of Protobothrops mucrosquamatus (brown spotted pit viper), 1178 nucleotides long. RefSeq names its product glucose-fructose oxidoreductase domain containing 2 (gene GFOD2). Gene Ontology annotation, molecular function: nucleotide binding. Gene Ontology annotation, biological process: extracellular matrix organization. The transcript is spliced from 2 exons. Gene Ontology annotation, cellular component: extracellular matrix. The record is from RefSeq and is a predicted model, not a curated record. Bases 21 to 1178 code for a protein of 385 amino acids. Lineage: Eukaryota; Metazoa; Chordata; Lepidosauria; Squamata; Viperidae.
AAGUACGGAAGGAACACAACAUGAAAAUGCUUCCCGGUGUCGGAGUAUUUGGGACUGGGAGCUCAGCCCGUGUGCUGGUUCCUCUGCUGAGAGCAGAAGGCUUCUCCAUCGAGGCUCUCUGGGGGAAGACCGAAGAGGAAGCCAAACAGCUAGCUGAGGAAAUGAACAUUUCCUUCUACACAAGUCGAACAGACGAUGUUUUGCUGCACCAGGAUGUAGAUCUGGUUUGCAUCAACAUUCCCCCACCACUAACGCGACAAAUUGCUGUGAAGGCUCUAGGAAUUGGAAAGAAUGUAAUCUGUGAGAAAGCCGCUACCUCUGUCGAUGCUUUCAAGAUGGUCACGGCUGCCAGGUAUUACCCCAAACUCAUGAGCAUUGUGGGCAACGCUCUGCGCUUCUUGCCAGCUUUUGUCAGGAUGAAACAGUUAAUCGACGAACACUACGUCGGCAACAUCCUGGUCUGUGACGUGCGUGUGUAUUGGGGAAGCCUCCUCAGCCAGAAGUACAACUGGAUUUGCGAUGAGCUGAUGGGUGGGGGCGGCCUGCACACGAUGGGGACGUACAUCGUAGACCUGCUCAGCCAUCUCACAAGCCAAAAGGCGGAGAAGGUCCACGGGCUGCUGAAAACUUUUGUCAAGCAGAACUCGGCCAUCAGCGGCAUCCGCCACGUCACCAGCGACGACUUCUGCUUCUUCCAGAUGCUGAUGGCGGGAGGCAUCUGCAGCACGGUGACUCUGAACUUCAACAUGCCUGGGUCCUUUGUUCACGAGGUCAUGAUUGUAGGGUCGGCUGGCCGCCUUGUUGCUCGCGGGAUGGACUUAUACGGCCAGAAGAACACGGCUCCCCAGGAAGAGCUGUUGUUGAAGGACACCCUGAAGAUCCACGCAGAGCUUUCUGAAAAAGAAUUCAAAGACAUCCCUCUCCUGUACCUGAAAGGGAUGGUCUACCUGGUGCAAGCUCUCCGUCUUUCCUUCCAGGACCAGGAAGACCAGCGGACCUGGGAUCCCAAACCGGUGGCAAUGGCAGCUUCCUUUGAAGAUGGUCUCUAUAUGCAAAGUGUCGUAGAUGCUAUUAAAAGAUCCAGCAGGUCUGGGGAAUGGGAAACGGUGGAGGAGAUGAUCGAAGAGCCUGAUGCCAACCAGAACCUCUGUGAGGCGCUUCAGAGAAAUAACUUAUAA